CUCACGAACAAACUGGAACAAGAAGAAGAACAACAAACAAGAAGAAGAAACGAUUUGUAAUGUAAAAAAAAUAUACGAGUAAAAACAGGAAGUUAAUUAUAGAUAAAAGAAAUAAACAAAAAUUAAUAGAAGAUAAAAUUUCGCGGAGAUUGUGGAAGUUAUUUGUUAAUAUUAUUAUUAAGAAGGGGCGUUUUUCUCAAACUACCGUGAAAAAUGGACCUAAAAAAAAUCACGUCAUUAUUUCCAUCGUUCAUAGUGUAUGGAGAGAAAAAGGAGACUAAUAAUCUCCAGUGUUUGUAAAAUAGAAUAAAUGAAGCAAAAAAAUAAAUGGAAAUAAAAAAUUCUCGGAUAUAAAUGGCUUUAUCGUGGACUAAAUGGAAGACUAGAGAAAAAUCAAACGAAUUAUUGAAUACGCUAACAUACAUCAUCAAACGCACGCACUGUGGAACCCCUGGGAAGCGGGGAAUACAGUAAAAUUCCAAUCUGUGCUUUCCCCCAUUUAUUUUGAGAUACUGCAUUGUACUCCACAACGAAACUCUUACCUGUUUCCGUCGCAUAAUUGCUUGCCGCACCAACCAUAAUGAUGACCAUUGACGAGGAGCAGCAAGCCCUACUGAAUCGCGCUGCAGAAGAGCGAGAGCUGAUAUUCAAUCGCUACAGCCUAGGGUUGGACCCCACCAAUCAGGUGGACCCCUGGGAGAACCCCACUUAUGAGAUCUACCAUAUAACAGAUAAAUACGGUUUUAUGCAUGAUUCCCGACUACCCGACAGACGCGAUUCUCAUGAGAUACAACGAACCAAAAUUGAGUUGGAACGUGAUAAGAAAUGGCACAAAAUGUUAGCAGAUUGGAAUCCACGCCAUGAGAAACUGCGCAAACGUGUUUUCAAAGGUAUACCCGAUCGUAUGCGUUGGCCUGCGUGGAAAAAAUUAUUGAAUGUUGAAGAGUCUAUGGCAACAAAUGAAAAGGUGUAUCAAAACAUGUUGGAUUUGUCUAGAAAAUAUUCCACAGAAGUGCGACAGAUAGAUUCGGAUGUGAAUAGACAAUUUCGUGAUAAUUUAGCUUUUCGUGAGAGAUACAGUGUUAAACAAGUCUCUCUGUUCAAUGUAUUGAACGCAUACAGCAUUUAUAAUCCUGAGCUGGGCUAUUGCCAGGGCAUGGCAUGCGUGGCAGGUGUAUUGUUACUUUAUAUGCAAGAGGAGGAAGCGUUCUGGGCUCUCAAUGCAUUAAUCGUAAAUGAAAAGUUUGCCAUGCACGGUCUAUUCAUAGAAGGAUUCCCAAAAUUGACACGCUUUCUGGAACACCACGAUCGUAUUAUGUUGAAAAUAAUGCCAAAACUACACAAACAUUUUAUGAAACAUAACGUUGACGCAAUACUUUACUCAAUUAAAUGGUUUUUUGUUGUAUUCGUAGAACGGAUACCAUUUAGCUUAAGCCUACGUGUCUGGGACAUUUUUCUUUUGGAGGGCGAUCGUGUUAUUACGGCAAUGGCAAUUACAAUAUUAUACCUGCACAAAAAUGAACUGCUCCGUCUUAAAGAUAUGGAUACGAUACUAGAAUAUUUACAAGUGAAACUCCACAAGAAUUUCGGCUACAACGAUGAUUAUGCCAUAGAGGCCUUAGAACGUGUAAUGAAAAAGUUGAAGGAACACAAACUGGAUGUUCCUCCGCCAGCCAAAGUAAAUGAAUUUCCUACAAAACCAUUGGGCCAGUUUGUCGAAGCUGAUGUUGAAAAGAAAAUUGGACGUCGACGUUCCGAAUACACAGAUACAGAGAAGCAAGUCAUAAGUGAUGUUAUAUUGAGACAAGAGCAAAACGCUAUCGAAGUACAAUCUACUGUAUCAUACGAAACUUCAGAAUGUGCCACAGUAACUUUAACUGUGCCCGAGGAUAAUCAUUCAAUAAGAAGUUCGCUUGCAGGUACCUCUAUGGCUUCUCAUGGUUCCUCGGAGACCUUUUCCUUAGAGGACAACAACAUACACUUAAAGACAGCAAAUGCCCUGCAAAAUACACCCCAGCGAGAGGUAUUGAUGGGCACCUGACGAUUGCCACCCUCAACGCCGCCUCUACACAACUCAAUAAAACAAUGCUAUUCAUCGCCGCUAAUGGAAACAACCAAACAAAUGAGCGCCGAGUAUAAGGGAAAAAUGGUUGUGUCCUCAGCGGUACCGGUGGUGUCUUCAAUAAACAGCUUGCACGCCUCCCCAAACACUCCAAAGCACACUGUCGACUUGCUAAUAGAAGCAGCCACACCCACCACGCCUGUAACUCCAGUGGCGGCCACAACGCCUGUGCAAACUCCUACUCCUACAUCCCAGUUAACAUCUUUUGCUAUUGUUUAAAGACAAUCAAUCACCCCCACAAUAUUCUUUAUUAUACCUAAUUUUAUUGCGAUUAGUUUUAAGCAGCAGCCAUACAUACAUAUAUGCUGAAUAUUUGUAUUAUUUUCCUUUUCGAAUAAAAAUAAACUCAAAAAGCCCGGUUUAAUAUAAAGUCCCAUAGUUCUUUACAUACAUAUAUAUAGCUGGAAGGGUCCUAACACUGCUCUAUCCAAGUCUGUAUUGUCCCUUGAAUCAUGUAUUUUGUGUUUUGCUCCUAUCAGCGCUCAAUUAGUAGUCUCAAUGUCCUUUUUGGUUCUUUUUUGUAUAUGACAUUGUCCGGGAACAUCGAUAACCAAAAUAUGUAACCAAGUAUAUAAACACUUUGAGCUUACUGUUACAUGAAAUAUUUGUAUAUAUGUGUAUAUGAUCAUUAGUAUGUACACACGUAGGUUUAGGUAUAACACGUCCUAAAAUUAUGUCCACCCCCUCCAAUUAAAUUGAAUUUGUUAUAGAUCGAUACUGUAAGGUUCUGUCCGACUUGGUUCAAAAACAAUUCCGCUAUGCAUUUCCUUGUUUCCAGUACAACUAACAAAUACUUUUAGGUUUGUAAUUAAGUUAUUUAUUCAUUUGUAUUUCUUACUGACUAAGAAAGCAUUUAUGGUUUUAUAUUCAUAUAGUUAUAAGAAACAUAUUAAAUAUAAAUGUAUAUUACAAAAUAA
Messenger RNA from Stomoxys calcitrans (stable fly), 3039 nucleotides. It is a transcript of the gene RN-tre, whose product is annotated as USP6 N-terminal-like protein. Lineage: Eukaryota; Metazoa; Arthropoda; Insecta; Diptera; Muscidae. The record is from RefSeq and is a predicted model, not a curated record. The transcript has 6 exons. The coding region runs from base 581 to 2041 and encodes 486 amino acids.